ACACACACACACACACAGAGAGAGAGAGAGAGAGAGAGAGAGAGAGAGAGAGAGGGGUUCGGUAAGAAGUGUGGCUGUGUGGGAGCUCAAAGUCAAUGAGUUCACAUGUGCGGACACAUAUAUACGCAGAUGGGAGAGCGAGAGAGAUGGAUUACGCUUACGCAGCUCCUGAAAGGCAAAUGGGUUGCUCUCCCUUGGGCAGGAUGAUAUCUAAAGUCAUCAAGAAAUGCAACGGGCGGAGAGGACGGACGAGGCACGAGCAUCUGGACUACGCCAUGGCGCACCCUCACGCUCAAACACACUACGUGCGGCCAGACGCACGCACGGUCACCUACACCACCACCAGCAACCCUCCCAGCUCCCACGCGAUGCCGGCGCAGCAACCGCCAGUCCACGGCCCGUACGGCCCUGCCGCCGGCGCGCCGCCUCGAGCAGACGGCAAGCCACGCAAGCGCAAGAAGUCCAAGUCCAAGUCCAAGCACGUCCGGUUCAACACGCCGGGGCCGGGGCCGGGGCCACCGCCGAGCGCUGCCGAUGCGUACCAGCAUCAGCAUGCACCGCCGGCGGCAGGAACGAGCGGUGACGCGGCGUACGGCGACCAGCACCAGCACCACGCGGCCGCCUCCCACGCCUACGCCCCAGCGCCGCAGGGGCACGGGCACGGGUACGGAUACGGCAGGUACGCGCCGUCGCCGCUGACGCGGUGGGAGAUGCUGGGCGCCGGGGGAACGCCGAGGCGGCACGAGUACUUCUCCGGCGAGUACCGGUGGUACUACCCCACCCCGGUGCGCGAGGGCAUCUACAGCAUGGCCACGGACGCCAACCGGCUCACGUCCAUCUUCAGCGAGGAGAAUCCCAACGCUUGCACCAUAGUCUGAACCACCGGCCCGCCAGUGAUCAGGGAAUAAUUUGUGUUUUCUGAAUAUUUUUUCUUACAGUAGUAAUUAUGCGAAUAUGAUGCUUGUAGUGUUGUGUAUAACAGUAGGAGAGGCUAAUGGCAGUAGUGUGUUUUAGUUUUGUGAUGAACACCAUAGAGUUUAGUGGUGCUCUCUGGCUGGUGAAAUGGAUUUGUUCUAUGUUUCGGCUUAUAUUCUCCCUGUCCCAUGCACGCGUUGCAUUUUUCAGAGAAGUCGACUGAGGUAACUCCCUCCGUCCUAUAA
This is a messenger RNA of Triticum dicoccoides, 1160 nucleotides long. RefSeq lists its product as uncharacterized. Lineage: Eukaryota; Viridiplantae; Streptophyta; Magnoliopsida; Poales; Poaceae. The transcript has 2 exons. Bases 96 to 878 code for a protein of 260 amino acids. The record is from RefSeq and is a predicted model, not a curated record.